UUCGAAAGAUGAGAUGGGGCUAUCUCCCUUUUCAAUAAUGACAUCCCUGAUUACGUGGCAACCUGGGGUUGCAGGCUUGCCUCCCCCAAAUGGGUUACGCCAAAAACAAAAAGCAACAAUCUAAGCGGCAACGCCGCGGCUUAUUUUUCCGUAACUACUCGAAUUCCACUGCCGGUACCACUCAGUCAGCUCAGUCCCACUCACUCACUUCACGCUCAACGCGUCAACCUCAGGUAUCUUCUAUUGCCGAUUUUCCGGCGAAAUUAUAGCGAUUUUAACCUGAAUUUAGCAGCAUGCCGCCGGAAGAAACAGUUUCCAAAUCACCUCUGGACAAACCUCUCCACCUGCUUACUGAUGACGACAUUUCUCAGCUCACUCGCGAAGAUUGCCGCCGUUACCUUAAAGAAAAAGGAAUGAGAAGGCCAUCAUGGAAUAAAUCACAGGCGAUUCAGCAGGUGAUUUCACUGAAGGCGCUUCUCGAGACGACGCCGGAUUCUGACACCAGCCCUCGGAGAAAACUUCACAUUCCUCGCCCAGACACUAGAGUACAACAAGUCCAGAAAGGAACGGAUACCGAUGCAGGAUUUUCGGAAUCGGCUGAAGGGACGGUGCCAUACGGAAGAAAACAUCCGAAAAAACCUGAUAUUCCAGGUGAUAUAGCUGCCGGUUCAGUUGCCGUUGCCGCCGGCAAUAACUUAGCUCCUUCUAGAACCACAGAUUUGGGAAACACACCAGCAAGUCAAUUGACAAUCUUCUAUUGUGGCAAGGUGAAUGUGUACGAUGAUGUGCCCGCUGAAAAGGCACAAGCAAUCAUGCAUCUUGCUGCAACUCCACUCUGCAUGCCUUCAGAAACUCCACUGGGUGCUACCUUAGCAGCUCGACACUCCGAAUGCCGUUUGCAAGCUUCAAGUGUUAAACUGGGUCCAGAUUCUGGUAUGGUGCUCAUGCCAACCAUGCAAACAGGUUCUAUCUUGUUUCUUGCUGUCAAAGCAAUCUACUUCUCCAUAAAUUUCUUUCUUAUAUCUUUCUCUCUCUCCCAUCCCUCAAAAACCAAUUAUGCAGAAGCAGUGGAAGGCCACCCAAGCAGGAAAGCAUCAGUACAAAGAUAUCUUGAGAAGCGGAAAGACAGGUUCAAGAGCAAGAGAAAGAUAGGAAUGUCUUCGUCUGCUAGCUCGGACAUCUAUGUGAACCAUCAAACUGGAAAUCAUACCCUUAAUGAGCUCUCAAGUAGGAGCAACACUUGUUCCCCUCCCACAAUUAGACUAUCUGCUGCACGUGCUCCAACUGGUAUAAUGACUAACAAUAUCGAAAUGAAUGCGAGAGUUUCUACUUUUCUCAAUGACAAAGAUGCCAAAGAGUGAAAACUGGAUGGCGGGGAACAGUAGCUGUCUAAUUUGCUUUCAUGCACCAGAAAGUCUGGGAGGUAACAUCUUUUCCAGCGUCCACAUAGUCGAAUGACGAGGAAACAGGGUGGGUUGUUCCUUGUGAAUCUGUGUCCAAAAGCACUUUGUAUUUAUGAUGUUGCCAUUCCUCAGGCAAACAUGAAGAGAAAACUAGUCGGGAAUAGUCAGUCCUCUGUGAUGCGAUGUUUUUGCUUUCAGAAUCUUCUGGAAAGCUUCUUCCUAAAAAUCCCACUUUAGGUAGGUGCAUUUUUCCUUUUGCUGGAAUUGGUUCUCAAGGAGCUAACGUGGAGCCCUGUAAUUAGUCUCUGUAACUUUCCACUCUAACAAAACAGUUAAUUGGCUGAACCCUGGAAGUACUUGGUUUACCAAGGCAAGUUCUCGUUUUA
Molecule: messenger RNA, 1789 nt
Organism: Nicotiana tabacum (common tobacco)
Lineage: Eukaryota; Viridiplantae; Streptophyta; Magnoliopsida; Solanales; Solanaceae
Source: RefSeq, a predicted model, not a curated record